CAUGUAUUCUAACUAAAAAAUGUCAUCCAUCGAUAAACUAAGUAUUAUGGGAAUACGAUCCUUCGACAUUAAUGUCAGAGAAACUAUCCAAUUUUAUAGUCCCUUAACAUUAAUUGUUGGUCACAAUGGAUCAGGAAAAACAACAAUUAUAGAAUGUUUAAAAUAUUCAACUACAGGUGAUUUACCACCUAAUUCUAAAGGGGGAGCUUUUAUUCAUGACCCUAAUAUAUGUGGUGAAAAAGAAGUUCUUGCACAAGUUAAACUUUCUUUUAAAAAUACAAAUGGCGCAAAAAUGAUAUGUACUAGAUCCUUACAGCUUUUAGUAAAAAAGACAACGCGUUCGCAAAAAACUCUUGAUGGACAAUUAACAAUAUUUAAAAAUGGUGAAAGAUUAGCACUUAGCAACAAAUGUGCAGAACUUGAUACACAAAUUCCCAUAUCGUUAGGAGUUAGCAAAGCAGUCCUCGAUUAUGUGAUAUUUUGUCACCAAGAAGAUAGUAAUUGGCCUCUUAGUGAACCAGCUGUUUUAAAAAAAAGAUUUGAUGAAAUUUUUGAAGCUCUUCGUUAUACAAAAGCUUUAGACCAAAUAAAAAAUCUUAGAAAAGAACAAACAACAGCAAUCAAAAUCGAUGAAGUAACAUUAGAACAUUAUAGAUCAGACAAAGAAAAAGCAGAAAAAAUAAAAAAAUCAUUAGAUGAAAUCGUAGAGAAAAUUACAAUAACUCAAGCUGAAGCGAAUGCUCUUGAUAAACAAAUCCAAUUAAAUCUUGCUGAACAAGAAGAGUUACACCGUUCAGGAAAAAAAAUUGAACACAUAAUUUCCGAAAUAGAAAGAUUAAAACAUGAAAAGCUUCUUUUAUUAAAUACAUUAAAUGAUUUAGGAAAUAACAUUACUCAUUAUGAAGAAACUAGCCAGGAAUUGGAAAAUAUGCUCGAAAAUUUUGAAAAGAAAAAAGAAAAUACAUUAACAGUUAUUAAUUUUAAAAAAAAAAAGCAUGAAAAUUUAAAAAAACAAUUAAAUUUUUCUAGAAAUGAAUUGGAAAUUUCUAUAUCAGAAGAAGGGAAAUUGUUAGCGAAAGUAGAAACAUUUCAGAAAUUAAUUUUGAAACGACAAAAUUUAAUUAAAGAAAUUAUUUCGAAUCAUAAAUUUAUAAAUUAUGACAUAGAUUUAACUGAUCAAGAAAUGGAAUCAUUCUUAAAAGAUAUAUUAUCAAAACAUAAUGAGCAGACAAUUUUUUUAGAUAAUUUAAAGAAAGAAAAUAGAGAAAAGGAAGGAAAACUCAAUGAAAAACUUCAAGAACUUGUUUUCAAAGAAAAUAUUCUUGAGCAAAAAAAAACAAUGGCACGUCAAAAUAUAAGACUUUCGGAAAAAAAAAUCGAAACUAUUCAAAAUAACUUAGACACAUUAUCAAUAGAUGAAUCGGAAAUAAAUAUAUUAGAAAGCACAAUAACAGAUAUAAAUGAAAAAAUAAAAAACUGUAAUAUAGAGUUUCAAAAUAGUGCAUGGAAUGAAGAAAUAAGACAAAAAAAAAAAGAUCUAAGAUCUCUUGAAGAAGGCAUUAAUCUAUUAAACGAAGAAUUAGCUAAAGGAGCUAGUAAAAUCGAAGCUCAAGCAAAAUACCAAAUUAUAAAAGAAGAAUUAAAUAACAAGAAGAAUUCUCUUGAUAUAUUGUUCAAAACCAAUAAAAAAGAAAUCGAAAAUUUAAUAGGAAAUACUAUAAGUUUUAGUACAAAAGAACAAUUUAUAAAGGACGAGUAUAACAAGAAAAAAGAUGAACUUAAAGAGCUAGAAAAAAAAUAUGAAAUUACUAAACAAAACUUAUUAGAAGCAAAAAAUAAAAUAAAUAUAGCCAAAGAGAACCUUCAAAACAAAAUAAACCAGAAAAACUUAUAUCAAAUACAAAUUCAGGAAGUAUGCGAUCCGGUUAAUUUUUUGCAAACAUAUGAAUUCAAAGAACUUGAAUUAAACAAUAUUUCAAAGUAUUUAUCAAAUUUAAAGCAUAUAAACGACUAUUUUUUGGAAUCAAAAGCAAAAGUAUAUGAACAAAACUUUUGUAUAUUAUGUAUGAGAUCUUUUAAUGAUCAUGAAGUUUCUGAAUUCGAAAAAACUAUAGGAAAACAUAUAGAGAAUAUACGGAAUAAAGAAGUCCAAUUUUCAGAAUCAUUAAAAAAAGUAGAAGAAGAGAUGAAAAAUUUAAAAAAUACAAAAACUAUAUUUGAUGCUUUUCAGCAAUUAAACGAUUUCGAAAUUCCUAGUCAAGAAACUAAAGUGGUUGAUCUUGAAAAUAACAUUAAAGAGUUAACGGAUUACCUAGAAGAGAUUUUUCAAAUACUCAAAACAGGAAAAAAAUCGCUUGAAGAGCUUCGAUUUUUGAAAGAACUAGAUAUUGAAAUAACUCAUUAUCAAAAAGAAAUAAAUAAUUUAACAUUAUCUCUUAAAAGCGCUGAAGAAAAUUUACAAGAAUUAGGAAGUUCCAGAACAUUUCAAGAACUACAAUUUGAGCUUGAAAACUUUAAAUCUAAUAAAAAAAAAGUAGAUGAAGAACUGCUUCUUCUACACUCAAAAAAAGAAGCAUGUAAACUUCAAAUAUCAGAAAAUAAUAUCCUUUAUAAAGAUGCACAAAUAAAACUGAAUGAAGCACAGUAUAAAUUACGGGAAAAAAACGACCUCAUUAAUAAGAAAAACGAAAUAAUGGAAGAUAUUUCUAAAUUUGAUAAAGAAAUUGAUGAAGCAGACAUAAAUUUAAAAACACUUGCCCCUCAAAUAUCUCAACUUCAUAAAUCCUUAAAAGAAAUAAGAGAAGAAGCAAUGAAGAAAGAGGACCAAGCUCAAAAAUAUUCAAAUGAAUUACAGCAAAAUUAUAACCAGCUUAUUGAUAUCAAUUUGGAAAUCAAAACACAUAAGGAUAGCGAGAAAGAUCUAGAUUUAUGCAGAGAAAAAAUAUCUGAUAUGCAAAAAUUAAAUAUAGAAUUGGAUGAAAAGAUUUCUAAUAUUACUCAAGAAAUUAAUGAUUUUGAAAAAGCAAUUUUAGAUAUAAGAACUACAGAAAAAAAUAUUGCAGAUAAUUUGAGAUGUAGAAAAAUAGAAAAUGAAAUUACAAAAAUUAUAAAGAAUAUUUCGGAUUUAGAAAAAAAGAACGCAGAAAUAGAUAAAGAACAAUAUUUAUUAAAUUCUUCUAAACUAAAAGAUAAGCAUGAACAAUUAUUAACAGAACGAGCAAGCUUAUUAGGUGAGAUUAAGGAGAUGAGCAACCAACUUCAAAAUUAUGAAAAAGAAUUGGAAGAAGAAUAUAAAGAUAUACACGAACAAUAUAGAAAACAGCUAAUAAAAACACGCACAAUGGCUAAAAUUAAUGAUGACUUACAAAAAUAUGGGAAAGCAUUAGAUAAUGCAAUAAUGAAAUAUCAUAGCCUAAAAAUGGAAGAAAUAAAUAGAAUAAUCGAUGAAUUAUGGAAAAAAACAUAUUGUGGAACAGAUGUUGAUACUAUUCUUAUAAGAUCAGAUAGUGAAAGCCCAAAAGAGAAUAGAUCAUAUAAUUAUAGAGUAUGUAUGAUAAAAGGUGAUGCAGAACUUGAUAUGAGAGGGAGAUGUAGUGCAGGCCAAAAAGUCUUGGCAAGUAUUAUCAUAAGGCUUGCACUAGCAGAAUGUUUUGGUAUAAAUUGUGGUAUUUUAGCACUAGAUGAACCAACAACUAACCUCGAUCGUGAAAAUAUACAAUCCUUAGCUAUGUCUUUAGCAAAUAUUAUCCGCCAACGACGCCAACAGGCUAAUUUUCAACUAAUUAUUAUUACACAUGAUGAAGAUUUUCUAAGAAUGAUGAGUUGCAAUGAUUAUUGUGAUUACUAUUACAGAAUUAGUCGAAAUGAACAACAAAAGAGUGUAAUUGAAAGACAAAGAAUAUCCGAAGUAAUAUAAUACCAAACAAAAAUUAAUAUUAAAAUAUAA
Molecule: messenger RNA, 3946 nt
Organism: Pneumocystis carinii B80
Lineage: Eukaryota; Fungi; Ascomycota; Pneumocystomycetes; Pneumocystales; Pneumocystaceae
Exons: 15
Coding region: 20-3916 (1298 amino acids)
Biological process (GO): telomere maintenance via recombination; double-strand break repair; telomere maintenance via telomerase
Cellular component (GO): nucleus; condensed nuclear chromosome; Mre11 complex
Molecular function (GO): double-stranded telomeric DNA binding; ATP hydrolysis activity; single-stranded telomeric DNA binding
Source: RefSeq, a predicted model, not a curated record